AUGCUAAAUCUAUUCCUCUUGUUAUCGCUACUUAUAGCGAAUAACACCGUUUGUGUAAAAUAUGUAACGCUAGACGUUUGUUCUGUUAACAAUCACCAUUUUUUGACUGAGUCUUCCCAGGUAGGAGCCCGGCUCUGUACGUAUUACAUUCCCAGAGGAGGCGUGAUUGCAAAGGCUGUUACGUACGGAAAUCAAUUAAUAUGGGAGCCCACUUACGAAGAAGAAAUCCUGGGAUACUUGCGUUUUUCAGCAGGCGAAAAUCCGGUUAUAUUAGUCAGCAGUUCUACUGGACCUGCCAGAAAAAUAUUGAAAUAUUAUAAUUUAAUGGGAAACUUUUGGGAAAUGUUUAAGGAAUUUGAUUCACUGAAAAAUAAAAAAACAAGGGAAACUAGAUUAUUUGAAAAAAAUGAUUCUGAAAACGCGGGUGAAUCAUUGGAGAAUAGUGCUCAGGGCGCUGAAAGCAGUGAAGACUCCACUACACCUGAAGAUGCAAAAAUGGAUGUUGUUGCUAUGUUUUCAAUGCUAACAAAAGGCGACAACACCCAGGUUGAAGAUUCGAAUCCCGAUGGCAUGGAAACCUACCAGAACACAUCUAAUAAAGGUAAGUCUUAUGGACUCUUAAGACGUCUGACCACUAGAAUAGAUCUUCGGGACAUCGUCAAUCAACAUAUUGAAGAUGAAUUUGAAUCUAGCGAUACCGAAGAAUCACUUAUAUUUCGUAAUAAUGAACUCAUUGUAGCUUUAGAAGAGCUUAUGGAGGCCGAAACAAGAAUGAAAGAAGCAGAAAUUGGAUGUGUAAAGGAUAGUUCCCAGGAACAAAGCACACCUUGUACGAGUCGAUGGGAUAUUAAGAAAGUAAAAGAUUUGGAUCCAACUAAGGUAUUAACGGAUUUAGAUGUUUUACAAACUUUUCAGGUUCUUAUUAAUGAGGAAAAGGCGAGGCUAGAGAAUUCACUGACUUCGAUCAAAGAGGAGAAUGAACAGGAUUUAAUUGAGUAUGAAAAACCUAUUGGUGAUGAAAUAGAUGAGUCUGUUUUAGUAAAUGGAGUAUUUUUAGAAGUAUGUAGGUGCAGCAAAUGUGAACAGAAAGGAUAUAAGGAGCUACAUUUUGUUGGACAUUCGGAUGAAGAUCCUCCAGAUGUCGAAAAGAUUGAACUACCUCUGGAGUUAGUUGAAGGCCCUCAAGAAUAUCCAGAUCCUCAAGAAGCUCAAGAAGAAGCAAUUCAGGUAUCCAUUGACCCUGAAACAUUUCCUGCAAUAUCUGAGGCAUUGAAUUCUAUGGCUAUUGAUGGUGGUAAUACUGAAGAUGUUGACCUUGAGAACAAAAAUGACCAAAACUCAGAGGUUGUUUCUGAUAUAUUUGGAAACGAUUUCGACCCUAGCAAGUUUGCAGCAUCUUCGGAUUUUCAAACCACCGAAAUUAGUGAUUCUGAUGACUCUGAGGAUUCUACUGACUCUGAUGAGGACGACUGUGAUUUGGUUGAGGAUCAAAUUGAAGUGCUUAUAGAUACUCUCUUUCCUAAUUUAAAGCAUGUAAUAACAAAAUCACGUAACCUUCAUUACCUUAAAGCUGAAGACGUAGAUGUGAAAAACACUGAUUUCUCCCUUCAGGCUAUGGCGCUGUCUUCCGACGAUGAGAAUGAUUCUGAAUAUGAUAACAUUAAGGACUCUCACGACAAUAUAUCUAUGCCAAUGGAUAUUGAAUCGGGUCUAAAACCAGAGUUUCCACAGCCUUGUGUUAUAGGUUCCAAUGAAGAAUCUACUAACCUAUCUAAGGCCUCAAGCCACCCUCAGGUACUUUAUCCCGAUGUUAUAGUUGUAAAGCGGCCCAAACGACCUGUACCUAGACCCCGAUCACUUCCUGUACCUGCUCCAAGAACUAAAUUUCUAAACAAAAACCCAGAUUCAGGAAAUGAGGUCGAAGGUUCCAAAUUUUCUGAUAAGACUGAAACUGAUGACAACGAUGAAAAACAAUCUGAAGUAACCCAAACUGAAGAUGGCACACAAUUGCAAACACAACCAGAAGAUUAUUCAGCUGCUGCUGGAAAUAGAGGAUUAAUGUUAUGGUCAAAAGACUCAGAAGAUGACAUUGAUAUGACGAAUCCGCCAAAAAAAAUACUAGGGCAGUUUUUACUGGAGGAAAUCCCUGACAACUAUCCUAGUGAAAAGGACCUUAAAAGCCCAGAUACAGAGUCUCACCAUACUCUGUCUGAUUAUGCCAUUCUCAAAUCUGAAGAGUCCAAGACAAGGGGCUUUAAAAAAUUAAAGAGAGCUUUUAGAGACUUUUUUAAAACCAUAAAACGAACCACCAGUAGGCGCACAUUUCGCAAAUUCAGAAUGACUUCCCGUAAAAGCACCUCUAGUAAAAAUAGCAAUGAACCAGAAGCUGAUAAAACUGCUUCGGAUGUCGAUAAAGAAGAUCCUGAGGGCGCCACUCCACAAACAACAAAACCUAGUGAUCCAUCUCGACCAACAACCAAUGAUCUCGGAGCGCGCCCAAAACAACCUCCUCCCAAACCUCCAAGAUCCAGACUAUCACAGCUCAUCGUCGAAGAAAACUUCAAUAUUGAGGUGGGCCCCAAAAGCUAUAUACGACAUGAAAAUCCCGAGCAUAUUGAAGUGCCUAUGAAACGCAGGAGCAGGCCUUCCACCAUGGAACAAGAGCAGCUUCAAAGGAUGGAAACUAAAGUCAAGAAGCACCACCUUCUUUACUUGAGGCAGAAAUACAGGGAAGAGAGGGAGAAGACCAAGCAGAAGACUAAGGAAAUCGAAUUGCUUACUAAGGAGUUGGAAGAGCUUCGCACUGAGUUCAUGAGACGCCAUAACUUGACUGAGGACAGCCUAACUGUAGUCUCUCUGGAUGAUGAAUCUGACCAACAAGUGCUCGAUAAGGUAGAUGACGACACAAACCAGGGUAAACCUCCCGAAACUGCCGAAGACACACCGGACGUAAUGGACAACGACCAGCAGGACAAGUCCAACGAUUCUUGCCAACCUGGCGAGAACUUGAACGGGGCUUCCAACGGACAGAACGACGACGAAAAUGACAUUGAGGACCUUACUGAGAAUUUUUCUCACUUUUACAUAACUCGUGAGAAAAACAAGAUUUCACCUUUGUUCAUUUGGAGACCCAGGCCUUCACUCGGGUCAUAUCAAUACUGUUUUGAUGACUGA
Molecule: messenger RNA, 3174 nt
Organism: Theileria orientalis strain Shintoku
Lineage: Eukaryota; Apicomplexa; Aconoidasida; Piroplasmida; Theileriidae
Exons: 2
Coding region: 1-3174 (1057 amino acids)
Source: RefSeq, a predicted model, not a curated record